GGUCAAGUUCACAUAAACAAACACAGAGUGGGCAUGAAAUCAUAAUACUUUAGGUUAUACAUGUAAACACUGCGUAAGACAACAAAGACAAUGACGUUAGCCAGCACAGUUCGCGUUCAGGGCUUUUAUCUAGUUUCUAACUGCAAUCGCUUACCAGCUGUUAUCAAUAGACCUUUUUCUGCUGCCAUAAUGUUACAGUCAAGAAAAGGGAAAUUCCACCACCUUCCCACUACCGUGAGAAAAUAUGCCAAUGAUAAAGAGGCUGGCAGAGCCACUAGGAAAAACCGAUCAAAGGAACAGAGGGUUAUGAAUAGGGCUUACAGAAGGGUGCCAUUUGACGAGCGAUAUAUCGUGACAGGAAAGCACACAGGGCCGCACAUCGAGGGAGGAUCUGAGGAGGCUCAACAAAGAACUGCUCUCCACAUGGCUCGACAAGCUGGCUUUUUCUCCAAAAAUGGCAACUUUGUCCAUGUGAAGCAAAUGCAUCCAGAAUUUAUUGUACCAGACCUUACUGGGUUUAAGUUGCAGCCCUACGUUCCAUACCUGAUGGACAACAUAGAGAGACCUAAGUUUACAGCCAAGGAUCUGUUUGAAGAAUACUAUCAGGCCGGAGUUCAAGACGAGGUGGAUAAGGAGUUUGAACAACUGAAACUUGAAAAGAUGAAGGAUGAGAAGAAAUCAUGACCAUCAUAAUAACAUCUGUCAAUAUUUUCUCAUUUCUUAUUGUUCUGAUUUAAGAAUAAAUGUUUUCAUGGGUU
Molecule: messenger RNA, 758 nt
Organism: Mya arenaria
Lineage: Eukaryota; Metazoa; Mollusca; Bivalvia; Myida; Myidae
Exons: 3
Coding region: 91-684 (197 amino acids)
Cellular component (GO): mitochondrial large ribosomal subunit
Molecular function (GO): structural constituent of ribosome
Source: RefSeq, a predicted model, not a curated record